This is a messenger RNA of Bipolaris victoriae FI3, 153 nucleotides long. RefSeq lists its product as hypothetical. The transcript has a single exon. The annotation marks the transcript as partial. The record is from RefSeq and is a predicted model, not a curated record. Lineage: Eukaryota; Fungi; Ascomycota; Dothideomycetes; Pleosporales; Pleosporaceae.
GCCAUCAGUAGCAUAUCCCUCUCUACUAUACUCUCUCAAGCUAUUUCAGAAACACCGAAACCAGUCAUGCUAUGCAUUUUCAUCACAUUGCCUCCAAUGGCCACCAUGUCCAUAUGCACAUGUACCUCUCUCUGCACGCGAUCCUUCAAGUAG